This is a messenger RNA of Chondrus crispus (carragheen), 1131 nucleotides long. RefSeq lists its product as hypothetical. The record is from RefSeq and is a predicted model, not a curated record. Gene Ontology annotation, molecular function: tRNA binding. The coding region runs from base 1 to 1131 and encodes 376 amino acids. The transcript has a single exon. Gene Ontology annotation, biological process: tRNA wobble uridine modification. Gene Ontology annotation, cellular component: nucleus; elongator holoenzyme complex; cytosol. NCBI's taxonomy places the organism in Eukaryota, Rhodophyta, Florideophyceae, Gigartinales, Gigartinaceae.
AUGUUUGUAUCCCGCGGCGCGUUGGAAUCGCAAGACGGGCGACGUGGUCAAAGUGUUUUGAUUGAAAUUCAGGAAGGCUGCGAAGUCGACAAGGGUGUCGUUCCAUCUGUUAUUGAAUUCGUUCUACGUGACAUCACUUCCCGGGGGGCUGGCGAAGAGGGCGGUAAAUGUAACAUCGCUUUGACAUGCAUAGACCGUUCCCCGAGGGACUUUCAAAAAAUUGCACGGAAGUCUUCGAUUUCUGCAGAGUGCGUUAUUGAUGGAUUUUCGGAAUGGUACGGCACGCGCGAGAGUAAUGGAGGAGAGAGUGUCUCUAGAGGCCCGGGCUUUCGAAAAGUACACAUCGGGACAGCCGAUCCGUGUUCUGCGCAGCAAGGAUCGAUGACAGAGGAGAUUCUUGGUGUAUGGAAUGCUUCCGUGAAUAGGACCUCUACGCAAAGGAUCGCUAUCAUCGAUUCACUUUCGUCGCUCUUCCGUUUCUGGCCGGGGAUUGACAGCUUUUUAGACCUUCGAGACAAGCUGUAUGCUGCAGCAAAUGAAGGCCACAUAGGUUGUUCAGUGAUAUUUAUUGGGGUUAUACGACAAACGACGCGGGACACGUCCCUCUUGAUCUCUCUGCGGAGAAGUUUUGAAACCCUCGUAACCGUGAAGCAGGGAGAGAUGUUUGUCGGUCACACCACAGUCCGGGCAGUUAGCACGAAUAGCACUUCUAGAGACCUAGUUACGUUGAAAGUCUGCAAGCGAAAACUCUCUGGUCGUGUGCAGCUUGAAGAGGUCGUUGCCAGAAUCGAUCCGGCUACUGGCUUUUUGCAACAGGUCGAAGUCAAGAAUGACAAUUUAAAGAAUGUCCCGGCGUCCUCACGGGAAGAAGAGGAAGAGCAGCGACAAGAGAAGGCACUGAGCCAACUUGGGCUCAGCUUCCGGGUGUCUCUGUCGACCAAGGAAAAGGAAGUGCGUGCUGCUGCCGGUCUACCGUACCUUCAUCAGGAUGAAGGCCUGGCUGAUUCUGGCCUCCAGCUACAUCCAGACUCUCUACAAGUCGGUCGCGGUGGUGCCUAUCUUGACGCCUCCCCAGCGAGUGAAGAUUCUGAUACAGAUAGCGACGAAGAAAUGUUCUCUGAAGACGUGUAA